Molecule: messenger RNA, 661 nt
Organism: Periophthalmus magnuspinnatus
Lineage: Eukaryota; Metazoa; Chordata; Actinopteri; Gobiiformes; Gobiidae
Gene: dpcd
Product: deleted in primary ciliary dyskinesia homolog (mouse)
Exons: 6
Coding region: 36-638 (200 amino acids)
Source: RefSeq, a predicted model, not a curated record
GGUUAGUUGAAGAAAGUGAAGAAAUCCCUUUUAAGAUGGUUGUUGAAACUUGGCUUAAAAUGCUAAAAUGUUCAAAGAAAACAGCAUUAAUUCAUGAUGGAAAAAGAAAGGUACACUACCUCUUUACAGAUGGUAACGAAAUGGCAGAGGAGUAUGACUUAAAUACUGAUGAGCUCCUUGAACGAAAAUGGAGACAUAAAAGCACUUUAGGAGCUCAUGGACAGUGGCGGGUAGAGGUUGGAGAACCUUUUACUGUUGGCUCUUUGGAUGCAGGGAUAAAAGAAAACAGUUCAAAUCCAUUUUUUAUGCGUAAAGACACCAAGACCAGUUUUCAGUGGAGAAUUCGCAACCUUCCUUACCCCAAAGAUGUGUUCAGUGUUUCUGUGGAGCCAUCUGAAAGAUGUGUAAUUGUGAAAACUUCAAACAAAAAGUAUUAUAAGAAGUUUAGCAUUGCUGAUCUUGACCGCAACCAACUCCCACUGCACAAUGAUGCCCUCAGUUUUACUCAUGUGAACAAUACUCUAAUAAUCAGUUAUAAGAAACCCAAAGAGAUCUUAACCCUUGAGCUGGAGCUACUGAAAGAGCUGAAGAAACUGAAUGGAACAAGUGAAGGCGAUGUUGACUGUAAAACUCAGUGAGCAGUUGAAUGCUUAAAUAUGUU